GGCUGCUCCGCCCGAAGCGGUGAAUUUCAGUGUGAAACAUUCACAAGAUGUCAGUGUCGAAGUCAUAAGCCACGAUCAGUCGGAUUUGGCCCCCGCCAAUGGCACUAAGCAAUGGCCGCUGGAUCCCGCCACGUUCCUGCAGAUCCAGAUGGCCCAGCCGAGCGUGGAGACCAACGAUAGCAAAGUCACCGUAGGAUAUUACGGGGAGAACGGAGAGCACCCUAUAAAUCAGGCAGGGAUCUUUUUGACUGGCAUUGGCCACGUGGACCUGGGGCCCCGACGGCCAAGGUGCCAUCCUCUUGGUCAACUGUGACAAAGAUAAUCCAUUCAGCAGCACGGAGGACUGUCAGGAUGAGAAGAUAUUUUCCAAGGAAGAUCUGGAGGACAUGUCCCGGAUGAUAUUGAGAACGCAAGGCCCCGACCGGCUUCUCGCUGGCUACGAGAUGGUUCUCCACAUUCCAAUUUCGGACUCCGACAAGGUCGGCGUUUUUUACCUGCAGAAUCCUUUCUUCGGCCAGCGCUACAUACACAUUCUGGGCAGGAGGAAGCUGAGCCACGUAGUGAAAUACACGGGGGGCUCGGCCGAACUGGAAUUCUUCGUGGAGGGGCUGGAGUUCCCGGAUGAGAGUUUUGAUGGACUCGUCACCAUCCACGUCAGUCUGCUGGAGCCGAUGGCCGAGGUGAACAUGAUCGUGCUUUCCAGGGAUCUGGGCAUCCCCAAACCGUUUGGGCCCAUCAUCGAGGGCGAGUGUUGCUUGGAGCAGAACGUCUCCUCCAUGCUGGAGCCCCUGGGGCUGGCCUGCAGCUUCAUCGACGACAUCUCCUCCUACCACAAGCAACUGGGAGAAGUCCACUGCGGCACCAACGUCCAGCGGAAGCCGUUCACCUUCCAGUGGUGGAAGGCGGUGCCCUGAAGGGGCGCCACCGUUCACCUGGAAAGUCGAGAGGGGACGUCAGGUUUCAGACACACACUUUUUGACCCUCCCGGGCGCCUGGUUGACCUGCGUGAGCGGGAAUCUGGGCGUCUUUACACGCCCGCUUUGAGAAGCUGCGCGAGUCAGCAGGCGCCGCGUGGUGGUGGGGGAGAAACUGUUUGUCUGAACACUGCAAGGAAGCAUGUUGUGUUGAUUGGACCCAGUGUCUAGGCUCUUCUACGGAGCGUUGCAGGGCCCAAUCAGGUGUCCUGACUGCUGUGUGUAUGGUGUGGGAUUUCUUUGCCCUCCCUAAAUUAAUCUUCAGCAUCCCCCCCCCUUCCUUCCUUCCCCUGAUAUGUAGCCAAGAAAAGGGCCCUUAUGCAGGGGAGGGGUGCGUGUUACAGCUCUCGGCCUUUGUUGUGGGAGCCCACUUUGGAACAACAGGAAUAAAAAUGAGGCGACAACGGUU
Messenger RNA from Thamnophis sirtalis, 1383 nucleotides. The record is from RefSeq and is a predicted model, not a curated record. Lineage: Eukaryota; Metazoa; Chordata; Lepidosauria; Squamata; Natricidae.